This is a messenger RNA of Eubalaena glacialis (North Atlantic right whale), 1251 nucleotides long. Its product is annotated as hsc70-interacting protein-like. The record is from RefSeq and is a predicted model, not a curated record. Lineage: Eukaryota; Metazoa; Chordata; Mammalia; Artiodactyla; Balaenidae. Gene Ontology annotation, molecular function: Hsp70 protein binding; protein dimerization activity.
AUGAAGAAAAGAAAGUUUAAUAAGGAAGUAAAAUUACAGAUCAAAGCAGAAGCUUCUAGUCUAGACUUUUUCAGCGCCUGGGCCUGGGAUGGGGCCACAGCCUCCGCGCGCCCGCCGCCUCCUGCUGCCUCCUGCCGCUUCCGGACCGUGGUCACCGGCAAAGUGAGCAAGCUUCGAGCCUUCGUGAAACUGUGCAAGCAGGACCCGAGUGUUCUGCACACCGAGGAAAUGAGCUUCCUGAGGGAGUGGGUGGAGCGCAUGGGGGUAAAACCACCUGCUACUCAUAAAGCUAAACUGGAAGAAAAUACCAAGGAAGAAAAAACAGAUAGUAAGAAGGCAGAGGAAAACAUAAAGACAGACGAACCAUCAAGUGAGGAAAGUGAUCUAGAAAUUGACAAUGAAGGUGUGCUUGAACCAGGCACUGAUGCCCCUCAAGAAAUGGGAGAUGAAAAUGUAGAGAUAACUGAGGAGAUGAUGGAUCAGGCAAAUGAUAAAAACGUGGCUGCCACUGAUGCCCUAAAUGUUGGUGAACUACAGAAAGCCAUUGACUUGUUCACAGAUGCCAUCAAGCUAAAUCCUCGUUUGGCCAUUCUGUAUGCCAAGAGAGCGAGUGUCUUCAUCAAAUUACAGAAGCCAAAUGCUGCCAUCCGAGACUGUGACAGAGCUAUUGAAAUAAAUCCUGAUUCUGCUCAGCCAUACAAGUGGCGAGGGAAAGCACACAGACUUUUGGGCCAUUGGGAAGAAGCUGCCCAUGAUCUUGCCCUUGCCUGUAAGCUGGAUUAUGAUGAAGACGCUAGUGCAAUGCUGAAAGAAAUUCAGCCAAGGGCCCAGACAAUUGCUGAACGUCAGAGAAAGUAUGAGCGAAAACGUGAAGAGAGAGAGAGCAAAGAAAGAACAGAAAGGGUCAAGAAUGCUCGGGAAGAACAGAGAGCCCAGAGGGAGGAAGAAGCCAGACGACAAUCAGGAGCUCAGUAUGGCUCUUUUCCAGGUGGUUUUCCUGGCGGAAUGCCUGGUAAUUUUCCUGGAGGAAUGCCUAGAAUGGGAGGGGGCAUGCCUGGAAUGGCAAGAAUGCCUGGGCUCAAUGAAAUUCUUAGUGAUCCAGAGGUUCUUGCAGGCAUGCAGGAUCCAGCAGUUAUGGUGGCCUUCCAGGAUGUGGCUCAGAACCUGGCAAAUAUGUCAAAAUAUCAGAGCAACCCAAAGAUUAUGAAUCUCAUAAGUGAAUUGUUGGCCAAAUUUGGAAGUCAAGCAUAA